Diuraphis noxia (Russian wheat aphid) is the source of this 2145-nucleotide messenger RNA. RefSeq names its product dynein axonemal intermediate chain 1-like. Gene Ontology annotation, biological process: cilium movement; outer dynein arm assembly. The record is from RefSeq and is a predicted model, not a curated record. Gene Ontology annotation, molecular function: dynein heavy chain binding; dynein light chain binding. Lineage: Eukaryota; Metazoa; Arthropoda; Insecta; Hemiptera; Aphididae. Gene Ontology annotation, cellular component: outer dynein arm.
AUGAAAUCUUCGAAGAAAAAAGCAAAAGAAAUUGUGAAAAUUGUAUCUUCUGAUGAUCCGGUUAAACCUGACGAUCAGUUAAUUUUAAAUCAAGAAGAAUUAGAUGAAGUUUAUGGUAAUGCUCUUUUUGUUAAAGAACCACCAACACCGCAUGCUAAAGUAAUUUAUAGCAAUAAAAAAAAAAUGUUUUUACCAAAGAAAGAAAUCACUAAUAGAAUAAAACUUUUCGAGUUGAAAACUACGUUAUAUCAUUUUGAAUCGAUGAAUGCCAUUAUACAAAUUGAAAAUGAGUUAUGCAGAAAACCAGAAAAUUUAGGUAAAGAUAAUAAUGAAUUAAUGGGUGAAUAUAUUGCRGAAGAAGGCGAAGAAGAAGAAUAUAUUGAACCGUUAAAAUUAGACGUAAACAUUGAAGAAUCAGGGUCUGUUGAAGACGUUAACGAAGAGUUGGUGGAUGAAAACUUGGAGAUGGAAGGUGAAGUUGAGAGUGUAUCGACAAAUCUCAAAAAUGAACUUGAGGAAGAAGUAGAAUCACACGUAUCAAAAAAAGUAUCUGAUGAGUCCUUUUUAAGCUUGCCAGUAACGAAAUUGUGUACUGUGGUGAAACUUAAAAACAAAUUUAACUUUUUUGACAGAGUUUCUCAAACUAAAAAAAUUAUCGUGAGGAAUAAAGAUACUCAAACCCCGAUAACUAAGAAGUUUGAUUUUGGUGCGUCUGUUUCACUUUCUGGUAUAUAUGACAUUUACGAAGUUGACUAUGCAAUACAAAUUGAAGAAAAGGAAAAAGAAAUGAAAGAGAAACUGGCCGCACAUAUGGGAAAGAGAAAAAAUAAACCUCGUAAAAAAAUACUUAUUGAACAAGACGAAAUUACGUAUGAAUUGUUAAAAGUUUCUAAGAUUCUUGAAAAAAUCAUCAGCUUAAAUGCUACGGAUUCYAUAGCACAAGAUUUUCGAUAUUAUGAAGACCCCUCAGAUCAAUUCAGGGACAGAGGAGAAGGUACCUUAUUGUUAAUGUGGACAAUGAUAUACGAAAAAGAAAAAAAAUUAAUUGUUACUGAUAUUAAUUGGAGUCCUGAUUAUUUUGACAUGUUUGGUAUAACACUAUGCAUUCCACAGUGUGAACUAACAUUUACCGAAAGUCCAGACAUUGGUUACGUGUGCUUGUGGGUUUUGAAGAAUUCGUCAUACCCAGAUUAUGUAGCUCAUACUCAAUCCGGUGCCAUGUGUUUAAGUUUUCACCAUGACUUGGGUUAUCUCCUUGCCGUUGGACUGCGUGACGGCAAUUUAGCCGUAUACAACGUCAGYUUACUGAAAAAUGAACCACAAUACUCGACGCACUCAGCUGGUAAUAAACUCAUGGCUAGUGUAAUGCAGGUAGUUUGGUGCAAAAACUUGCCUACCGGUKAGUUGAACUUCUUCUCUGUGUCUGAAGAUGGAUUGGUCUGCCAAUGGAUACUGUUACAAAAUGAAUUGUUGAAAGUUGUGAAAAUGUCUCUAGUCAUAGAUAUGUAUCCAGAAAUCGAGCUUGGUGGUAUCAAACAAACUUAUCAUGCCAGAGGUACAACGAUCUCAUUUAAUCCAACAGAUCCAGAAAUAUACUUAAUCGGUACAGUUGAAGGUUUUAUUUUUAAAUGUAAUACGGAAUGGAGUGUUUAUGUUCAGAGAUUUAAAGCUCACGAGAUGCCGAUAAACCGAAUAGAUUUUAAUAAAUUCGAUUCAAAUAUAUACCUUACGUGUAGUGAAGAUUUCGUUAUCAAAUUGUGGGAAGACAAAUCCAAAGUUCCUUUAAUAAUAUUCGACCUUCAGACGGGUUUGACGGACGUGCGUUGGUCGCCAUUCUCUAGUUCAGUAUUUGGUGUUAUCACUGUGGACUGUCGUGUACUUUUUUAUGAUUUGGACGUGAGCACUAAAAAUUGCGUUUGUGAACAGCUUAUACAUCCAACCGAAAAAUAUCGACUUGUUMGAUUAGCUUUUGACAGGAGAGUACCGUUGAUUGUGGUUGGAAGUUCAAGGGGUACUAUCGUUACGUACAAAUUGUCACCAACUCUUCGUGCGAUUAUGAAAUCUCCAAAGAAAGGAGUUCAGAUUCCUACCGAAACACUGGAGUUAGAAAAAUUGCAUACAGUGUUGAACUCAGUUAGGGAAUAA